Linum tenue is the source of this 4921-nucleotide messenger RNA. The record is from the annotation of a GenBank genome assembly. Lineage: Eukaryota; Viridiplantae; Streptophyta; Magnoliopsida; Malpighiales; Linaceae.
CGGGUGGGUCGGGUUCCGGGUCACUUUGUUCACCCUGUACUAGUUCCAGUCUUCGAGAAGCUAAAUCCGGAGACGGUAUCCUAGUUCCAGCAUUACCGUGGACUCCUUCGUCCUUCCCCAGCUUAGCAACUAGUCCAAGUUGUUCGCUGCAGCUUCUCGCCCCUUUCUUCUUUCCUUCCGUUCAAUUCUAUAUCAUCCCAAACUCCAAGCAGCCACACUCUUCAAAAGGAAAGAAUAGCUCGCAAGCUGAGAUCACAAUCGAAAUUAUACAUCAUCAUCCUCCAAGCAGCCACACUGCUCCAACUGUUUUUGAUUCGUGAUUUACCCUUCGGUGCUUAGUAACUUCGAAUCAUCCAUCCGUCGGGCAGCGAGAAAUGGAAUCCGUCCUCGCUUCUUCCGCGCCGCCGUCUGGUCUUCCAGCCGGGGAGUACGAGGUUUUCUUGAGCUUUAGGGGCCCCGACGUUCGCAAUACGUUUGCGGAUCAUCUCUACACCUCCCUGUCGCGUGCCAAAAUUCGCACGUUUAGGGACGAGGAAGAGCUUCGGAAGGGAGACGGGAUUGCACCUUCCCUAAUCCGUGCCAUCCCGGAGUCCAAGAUUUACAUCCCUAUCUUAACCAAACAGUAUGCUUCCAGCAAAUGGUGCCUUCAAGAAUUGGCUCAGAUGGUGGAAUGCUGGAAUCAAAACAAGGGACACCUCAUCCUCCCCAUUUUCUACUUUGUAGACCCUAGAGAUGUGAGGCAUCAACAUGGUCCUUAUCAAGAAGCCUUUCAACAGCACACCCAGAAACAUAGUCCUGAAACUGUGGGAAAAUGGAAGGAAGCACUUCAAGAGAUUGGGCAAAUGAAAGGAUGGCAUGUCACUGAAUCCGACAGUCAGGGAGCUCUAAUAGAGCAAAUCCUUUCUGAAGUUGAGCUGCAUUUGAAGAGCAUUUACACAUUAGUGACUGAUGAGUUGGUGGGAAUCGAUAGUCGUGUAGAAGAAGUGGUGACAUUAUUGAAUUUGCCCUCCUCCAAGGGGAAAGUCAUUGGCAUUUAUGGCAUGGGUGGUCUAGGUAAAACUACAUUGUCCAAAGCUGUCUAUAACAAGAUUUACACUCAAUUUGAUCGUUGUUGUUUCUUGGACAAUGUACGGGAAACGUUGACAAAGAGUGAAGGAGCUCUAUGUUUGCAAAAUAAGCUCAUCUCUUGCAUUUUGAAGAAGGAUAAUUAUCAAGUCAGCAAUGUUAGUGAAGGAAUCAACAUGAUAAAGGAAAGGGUUUGCAAGCAUAAGGUGCUUGUUGUUAUUGAUGAUAUAGAUGACAAGUUUGAAUUUGAUAUGAUUCUAGGAAACUUAGGUGAUUUUUCGUUAGAUAGUAGAUUUAUAUUUACAACAAGAUAUAAAAGAGCUUUAGAUUUUUUUCCAGAAUGUAAAUUAUAUGAACCAGAAGAAAUGAGUCAUCCUCUUUCCCUGCAACUUUUUAGCAAACAUGCUUUUGGGAUGGACAAUCCUCCAGAGAAAGAUGCAUCUAUAUCGGAGGAAUUCGUAAAAGUUGCUGCUGGACUUCCAUUAGCUCUCAAGGUGAUAGGCUCACUAUUGUUUCGUAGAGAGAGGAAAUUUUGGGAAGAAAAGUUGAUGGAGUUACAAGGGAUACCUUCUACUACCGAGAAUAAGGUGCAGGAGAGAUUGAAGAUUAGCUACAACGAGUUGACGCACAAUGAAAAGCAAAUCUUCCUUGACAUUGCUUGUUUUUUUAUCGGCAGCCAUAUAGAUUUACCGUAUUACAUGUGGAGUGGUUGUGAUUUUUAUCCAGAAAGCGGGAUCGACACUCUUAUCCACAGAUCCUUGAUAAAACUUGAUGGUGGAAAUCAUUUUUGGAUGCACGAUCACAUCAAAGAUCUUGGGAGAGCCAUUGUUAAAGAGGAAGAUAUUCAUCAUCCAUACAACCGUAGCAGGAUAUGGUCUAUCGAUGAUGCCCUGAACAUGUUUAGAAAUGGAAGGGGAAGCGAACAAGUGGAAGUUCUUAGGCUGGAUAUGAAUUCUAGGGAUGUUCAUGAAAAGCUGCUUAAAAGCAAGGACUUUAAGAACUUAUCAGGUUUAAGAUAUCUGGAGGUGGGAUAUGGAAGUGUGAUAGGAGAUUUCAGCCAGGUUCUUCCAAAUCUAUGUUGCCUUCGACUGUUACAUUGUGAAUCAAUCCCAACUGAUAUUUACACAAAGAAAUUGACAGUUCUUGAUUUGGAGGAAUGUGAUGUGAAAGAUAACUGGAAGGGUUGGAACCGAAUAAAGGCAGCAGCAAAGCUGAAAGCUGUAAAUUUACCCAGGUGCUCUCAGCUGACAAGAGCUCCUGACUUGUCCCCAUGCGCAAGUCUAGAGUUGAUAAACUUUGAGGAAAGUGGCAGAAUGGAAGGACAACUGCACAUCGGCAAUUUCAAGAAUCUGAAAACGUUGAGGCUCCGUUGGACCAAAAUAACAGGGUUAAUCAUUAGGGGUAAUGACAUGGGAAAGCUUCAACGACUGGAGGAGAUGGACUUGAGGUUUACCCUUAUGACAGAAUUGCCUGCUGGGAUGGAUAACAUAUCCUCUCUCAAAAUCCUGUUGUUAGAGUCACGAUACCGGGGGCACCAGAUUGAGAUACCCAGACUACCGAGGAGUUUGAAGAGGUUAACAAUCUCAUCUUCUAAUGGGGUUCCAAACCUGCUAGAGCUCACGUCGUUGGAGUCCCUAAGCUACCUUAGUGGUAGUAUUCCUUCGAUUCCUAGACACAUAUUUGCUGUGCUCAGCUUCGACGAAUUGAAUCUGAUUUAUGAGAAGUAUUCUGGGCCCUUGAGUGAACUCCCGAGCAUCGCUAAUCUGCGCAACCUGACCCAACUCACGCUCAUGCAUAUCGGGGUGGUCGAGAUUCGGGGCCUUGGAGAGCUGAGGGCAUUGAAAACUAUGGAGAUAUCCAAUUUCCCAAAUUUGAAGAAUCUCAAAGGACUUGAGAACCUGCUCCUCCUCACGACCAUGUCCGUGGGGAGCUGCACUGUGCUGCAGAGGCUGCCGAGUUUGGCAAAUUUGAUGAAGUUAAAGGAUUUGGAGGUUUGCCAGUGUCCGAAUCUCGUACAAAUCCAAGGCAUUGGUGAGAUUGGGGAAUCUUUAUCUCGUCUGACAAUUAACAGCUGUUACAGAUUGGCAAACUUAGAUGGACUACUUCAACUUCUGGGAGGAUUGGAGGAUUUGACUCUUAACCAACAAUCAUUUGGAGGGAAACCAUCUCCUGACCUAUCUGGUCUUAUUAAUCUGAAACGAUUGAGCAUUUUAUACUCCCCCCACUUGACUGAGUUAACCGGGUUGGAGAGGUUGGUGUCGUUAGAAUUACUGAGUUUGGAGGGUUGCACUUCGAUUCGACAUCUACCGGAUAUGUCUGGGCUGAGCAAUCUCAAGACAUUAGACCUCACAUAUUGCGAAAGCUUGAUCGACCCCCCCACUGGCAUAGAAGGAUUGGAGUCGUUGCAACAGCUACUGAUGCCUAAUUGUAGGUCCAUUACGAGGCUGCUAAACUUAUCUGGCCUCAAGAGUUUGGAGACAUUGGACCUUAACUCUUGCAUAGCAUUGACUGAGGUCAAGGGGGUGGAGGGAUUGGCUUCGUUAACAUCGCUGCGGAUGUGUGGUUGCACGUCAAUAAAGGAGUUGGGAAAUCUGUCUGGUCUUAAGAAAUUGAAGCAACUUGAUAUUGAGGGAUGCACAAAAUUGACCAAGGUGAAUGGACUCGAGGAGCUGGAUGGGUUACAGAUCCUGGACAUGGAGAAAAGGAUGAGAGUGAAGUAUUUGGCGAAGUCGGCUGCUAGAUAUGGCAAGGGACUAGCUUCACGGUUCAUUUUGGGGUUUGCAGGAGCUGCUGAUGGCAGUAGUCCUACCUAGCCACCCGUCUCUCUGUGUUCUGUUCUAUUUUGGUUUGACAAUUGCUUUAACAUAAUAUGAGAAAAAAAUGUUGUGAGUUGCCAUGGAUAAGAGAAAAGGAACUCUGGAUAAGAAGUUGCCAGACCAAAGGCGUAUUGGGGUUUCAUUGCCGAAGGGUUCAACAUUGGGAAUGAGCAGCUCAUGGCUUAUUCUUUUGUUUCCUGUGGAACUUUGCCUAGCUGCAGCGGGCAUCUGGAUAUCGAUUGGGCUCCUCAAAAGCUCAUAAUCAACAAUCUGAUUGGCCCAAGGGUCCCAAUACAAUAUCGUUUUGAAGAGAUUGCAAAAGAAAGACAGCUCCUACAAGGGAUUUCUCAUUCUCCUGAUUUGAACAGCUCGAAGGCAAUGACGUCCAACCAAAGCGAUGAGGAAAAUCUCCAACUAGAGGAGGCUGAGGUACUAAGUUUCAAGACAGAAAGUCACCACUCAAUAUCAAUGGAAGACAGAGAUAAUAAGACUCUGGAAGAGAUACAUCAAUCAAUGGCAGGAUUUGGUCUUUAAGAAGUGGAUGAGUUGCGAGUUCACCUAAAAAUUGUCAAGUACGAUAGAGUAGAGGAGAAUGAGCAACCAAAUGCCAAGACACAUAGCGUGCACAAUACAUUCAUUAUGUGGAUCUGGAAGUAAUUGCACAAGUGGAAGUGCGAAUUCCUGAAAACAUCAUACCUAAGUUUGUGAUUGAACUAGCGAUUUUUGAAGGAAUUUGGAUAAGCUGCAAGCAAAAAGCUAUAAAGCUAUAGAAGUAUGCAUUGGAGUUGCUUCCAAAAUUUCCAUGAGAAUUGACUGAUGGUGAGCAAUGCAUAUAGAUUCGAUCCCGAUCAGAUUGAAGAAGUCAAGCGACAUUUGUGAAGAGAGGAAGGAUGAUUACUUGGACAAUUUGUAUCAAGAAGUAAUUGUCUUUGAUCUCUCUCACAAUCCUGUUGUAAUCAUAAAGCUGUAUAUAUUUUUUUUUUCUUUCUUUCUUCUUUACACCGUAAAAGUCGGAUCAUGGUGAACAUAAAUAAAGGAAG